GCCAAUUAGAUUAAAUCGAGACAUUUUAAACAUCAAUUGGUAAAUUGUUGAAAUUGGAUAAUUAAGGAAUUCUAAUGAUAAUUAAACCAGGAACCAGGAAAAAACAAACGGAACAAUAGAAAAUCAGAUUAAUCCUAAAUUAAUUGUAUAAAUCAUUUGAGAAGAUGUAACAAUAUUUAAGACAAAAAUCGUAAUUAUCCAACCUGAUAUUCAAGUAAUUGUUGAAUGAUAAUUGGUGAUUAAAUCAUCACCAAGAUAAUCACUUGUAGCAAUUGAAAAGACAUAUGAAACAACCAAAAUAGUGAACACGAUUAUUGUAAUUAGUUUGGACAAUUGAGUUCCUGUUGGUGGCGAUAAUGAUGAUUAUGAUAAUCAAGAUUAAUCUGAUACCAGUGAUGACAAUUAAAGAUAAUGAUUAAUCUAAAAUGGUUGGAAUUAGCCAAUUCAAAGUGUACAAAAAAAAAACCUUGAAUCGGAUUGAAGUGUUUAACCAAAUUUAAUGAAUCGUCAUUAAAAUUACAAUCAAUGUGAAGGAAACAUUGAAUGUUAACACUUACUUAAUUAUCAAAACAAUUACAAUAAUUAUCGUAAUGAUAACAACAAGUCUGGUUAAAUGGUCACUACAACUGGUCAACUGAAUCGUAAUUUAUUUUUAAAUAGAUACCACUAACUGGCAAUUCUUGCCUAACUGUUACUACUUAAUUGUAAUAAUACAAACUUUUGUUUCCCGGAUUAACUUAUUAAGAUACAACAUCAACAUCUCACUCGUCAUCAUUUAUUAUUAUUCUUUGAUAAUCAUCUUCUCUCUCUCUCUCUCUCUCUCUCUCUAUCGUUCUCUUGGUCAGCUCAGGUUAUUUUCAGAAGAAAAGAAAGAAAAAAAAAAUCGUUAUCACAAAACUUUCACUUCGCCGAGAACUCAUACUGUAUCUUCCUUAUUAUUUAUCAUCUUCUUCCUCUCCCCUUAUCUUUUUUUAUCGUUUCUCUCUCAUCAUCUUUUUCUACUUUCGUUGUUCUCUCGUCUUAAAUCAGCAUCACAACGACUGACCAACCAGUUGAGUGUAAACACAUCACCGUUUACCUGUUUACCUGAAAUCCAUUCAUCUUAUUUCUUGUUAUCCUUUUGAAUAUAUUAACUUUUUCAUCGGUUACUUGUAUUAUUGAGUUAAAAGUGAACAAAUCAAAUUUGGGUCAAUUCAUCAACUUUAUUGGUCUAUUUGUGUUUUCUAUUGGUUAUCAGUUUGAUUGGUAAAUUUUGAGAAGAAAAUUUUGAUUACUUUCCAAUUCUUUUAUUAUAACUUUGUGUGUUUCUCUUAUAUUUAUCUUGUUUAAUUUUACUCGAGAAUCUUUGUUUUUGUGAUCGUUGACCGAACAUUAUGUCCAGAUAUCUAAUGGAUUGUUUUCCUUUAAUCGUCUUCCUCUCGGUAAUACUUAUUGUCUUCGUUGAUGCUUCAUCAGGACCCAAAUUGAAAGUCAACUUUGGUCUUAAUUUACCGGGUCUAAGCUUUAAAUUACCUUCCAUGUCCCUUCCGAAAAUGAAAAUCACUGCGGUCAUCGCUCGUUCUCAACCUAAACGUCCAAUGAGAAUUCAACUUCCAUCUAUUAGUCUUCACGCUAAAUCAUUGGAAGACACUUGGGGUAACGAAGGUGGUGGAAAUGGUGGCGGAGGUUAUGAUAAUGGCUACUCAAACCAGGGAGAAGGAAACAAUUAUGGUAACAAUGGUGGUAAUGGUAAUGGCGGCGGAUGGUCAAAUAAUGGCGGUGGUAAUAAUAUCGAUGAAGGAAAACCUUAUGAAACUGCUUAUGCAAGUUCAAAUGAAGAGGAAUUUGUAGAUCCUCAUGAUGAAGAUAAUUUUGAAGAAAAUGAAGAAGACCAAAGUGAAACUAAUCCACAAUAUGAUCAAGAGCAACCAUCUAUUGAUAAUCAAUCCAAUCAAUCAGUUAAUUACACUGAAAGUCAACCAAUUGCUCAACCACAAUCUCCAAUCUUGAUUAAUACCAAUGACUAUAAAAGUAACAAUGGAUUUUAUCAAAUGAAUCCAAUGAACAAUUAUAAUCAACAAAUACCUGACAAAAAAUCACAAGAGAAAUCAACUAAUCAUGGACAAAUUAAUCAACCAAUUUAUGCAACCGCGAAUCCGAUAAUCAUGAAUCAAGAAAAUACUAAUCAACUUAAUCAUGGUCCACCCAAAUAUAAUCAAUAUGCUUUGGCAAGUCCGUUACCAUCAAAUGAUAACAGGAAUAAUGACAAUUUACUCAAUGGUGGACAAAGUGUUAAUCAUGGUUAUCGACAAUUUAUCGUUAAAUUGCCUCAUAACUUUCAAUUGCCUCAUCUCCCACUCAAUGAUAACCGAUACAAUGGUCAACAGCAGCAAAAAUUUAACGGUAAUGAUAAUGAUAAUUAUAUCCAUAAAUUACCUUACCUGAAACAAUUUAUAGUCAGUAAUGAGCCCAUGCAAUUAACUCCCAACGCCUUAGUAAUAAGAAACAAUCAAAAUGUUGGUUUUAAGCCACAACAACAAUCAACUAAUCAACCUGAUUUCUCAAAGAGAUCGAUGUUUAAUCAAAAUUACUACAGAUAUGCAAUUGUCGCUUAAUUAGUCGCAUUUAAUUUCACCUUUAUAUAAUCUCAUUCAUCAUUUAUAUUCUCAUUCCUUAUAAUCUCAAAAUAUAUUUGAUAUAAAUUGAAUACAGGGUUACAUUUAAAUAUUAUUAGUUAAUUGUAAAACUAAAGUGCUAUUCAAUCAAUUGUGAACAUCUAAUGUUCAACAUUAAUCACUAAUUAAUAAUUGUAAGACUAAAUUACCAAAAAUACCGCAUCUUAAUAUGCUAAUAGUAUGAAACUCAUUUUCUUAAUUUUUUGCAAUCAUCUUUUUCAAUUAUUAAUUCUUAUGACAAUAAACUUUUUUUUUGAUC
Panonychus citri (citrus red mite) is the source of this 2913-nucleotide messenger RNA. Its product is annotated as putative mediator of RNA polymerase II transcription subunit 26. The record is from RefSeq and is a predicted model, not a curated record. The transcript has 2 exons. The coding region runs from base 1374 to 2594 and encodes 406 amino acids. NCBI's taxonomy places the organism in Eukaryota, Metazoa, Arthropoda, Arachnida, Trombidiformes, Tetranychidae.